CAAAAAUAGCCAUUACACGCAUUUAUCAUCACAUACAAAUUCCCCCCAUGUAUAACGAGAUAUGCUGGGGUUUCACUGAAUGGAAGAUUCCAACGUCUUGGCGGUAGCGCGUGCAGUCAGUAAAUGGCAUUACCAUUCUAGCAGUAGAAGUGGAUAUUACGGCUGUGAUAGCAAAAUGUAACGUACAGAACUCUACACUUUGUUUAACGUGGGAAGGGAAUAUAGUUCAAAACUCUGUGUUCCGUAGAUAUGUGAUUAAACUUUGUUUGAUUUAUGGAAUAAAUCAAAAUUCUGCGAGGUAUUUGUAGUAAGGGUUUACUUGAUUAGCUUGUGUAGAAUAUUCCACAGUUUUCAGCGGCGUACGGGGUUUUCAAAGGAUAUACCAGAGAAGUACUACCUGUUAUAAUUCUUAUGGAUGUAUUAACUAACACUUUGCUUUGAAUAUGGAUCAGAUUUCUAUGCGUUUAUAUAGCAGGAGUGAAAUAACAGAAGUGUAACGACUUGUACUAAUAAUAAAAGUUAUGUUUAAACAGUUUCCAAGGAACUGAAGUGCCAAUCUUUAACACACGAUGGGUAAACGAGCUAGUAAAUUGAAACCCGAAGAAAUUGAGGAGUUGCAAAAAACUACCUAUUUCACGGAAGGUGAAAUAAGGCAGUGGUAUAAAGGUUUUAUGAAAGAUUGCCCAGAUGGGAAAUUAACAUUAAUAGGUUUUUCUAAGAUUUAUCAACAGUUUUUUCCAUAUGGUGAUCCAAGCAAGUUUGCUACGUUUGUUUUUAAUGUUUUUGAUGAAAAUAAGGAUGGAUAUAUAGAAUUUGGUGAAUUUCUACAAGCAUUAUCAGUUACAUCAAGAGGAAAUGUAGAAGAAAAACUUAAAUGGGCAUUUAAACUGUAUGAUAUAGAUAAUGAUGGUUUUAUAACUAAAGUAGAAUUAUUGGACAUUGUAGAAGCUAUAUAUCAGAUGGUGGGAGGAAUGGUUAAUUUACCAGAAGAUGAAAAUACGCCAGAAAAACGGGUCAAUAGAAUAUUUGCGGUAAUGGAUAAGAAUAAAGACAACAAAUUAACGUUUGAUGAAUUUUUGGAAGGCUCAAAAGAGGAUCCAACAAUUAUUCAGGCCUUGACCUUAUGUGAUGCAAGUCGUGAUUAAAAACUUAGUGUUAUCAUGACAAUUUUCAGAGACUUUAUAUUUGUGAUGUGAAUGGGAAGAAGAAAAUAUAGAUCAUAAUUUAUAUUAUAUUCAUAAAUAUGUUAUUUUCUUUUUUAACACCAAAAAUAUUGUAUUCUUUUUGCGGUAUUAUGUGAUUGUGAUAUUGUUAUGCCAAUAUAAGAUAUAACUUUGUUGAAUAUCUACAAUACCUAUUAUAUGAUUAGCAUCAAUUGAUUUAUAUCUACGCUAGAGUUUGGGAAUGGUGUCACCAAAUUAAAGGACACAGAUUUUGUAACAGAAAUUAAGAAAUAUCUUGCUAAACUGAAGUCAUGAAAACAUAGAAUGGGCAAAAUGAUUAUUUUUGCUGUUUGUUGUAGAUAGGACAUUGUCUCCUGUGAUCAAAGAAUUGUGGGAUGGGUAACAAGAUAUAAUACAUGUUUAUCUUAGCUAUCGUGAAUAGAAAUCAAAGGCCAGUUUUUAUAGACUCAUUUGAGAAUUUGUCAUUUUUAGCUGUUGAUUGCACUGAACUGAAUCCAAGUCUGACUGAAGUAAUUGAAUUUUAUCUUUCCACAACGCCAAAGGAUCAACACUUUAUUAAUAUGUUUAUAUGUACUGUAGUUGUAUUACAAAAGAGAAGUCUUAUCUGUUUCUUUCAAUUUUAUACAUCAAAAUAAACAUCAAUCAUACAUUUUGAUUCAAAGUAUCUGGGUUUUUUAACCAUCAAAAUAUUUAAUAUAAAUACACAAAGCAGAUUUAGAUUUUAGUCCAAUCAAACACAUCCGUUGUGUUUCAUGAUUUGUGUGAAUAGAUGUUUGCCUUUUGCAGCCUUGCCAUCACGUGAACAAAUUUGUUUUUGUAUUUCAUUGUUUGAUAUGUAUAUAUGUAUACUGUUUGUUGCACAAAGUGGAAGGUGGAAUUAAUUUACUAAUAUUUGAUUAUUUCUAAUGUUUUACAAUACAAGAACUGUUAAUAAAUAAAUAUCAUAGAAAUACAUUUUGGGACAUUUUUUAAAUUGGGCAUGAAAUUUUUAAAAAUUUCAAAACAUAUAUGCAUAUUGUGUUUGUAAUGAUUUCAGAAUUGGUCCCCCAAAUCUUAUUAACAGCUACAGUUCACACUCAUAUCUUUAAACUUGAUUGAAAAUCACCUGGGUUUUUAAGACAGGAAUAAUGUGACAUUCACACAUAAUAUAAACCAAACCAGUUUAACUAUUUUGACCUGGUUGGUUCAAGUUAAUUAUGCAUGGGCACAUGUCGUCAUUUUGCCAGGAAGAUACUGUGAGUACUCAAAGCAAGGUGGAGCCAGCAUUUUAAGUUGACCCGUUCAGACAGCCAAGAUAAAACAGCUUAUAAAGCCUUCUUGAAGACAGGUUGUGAGCUGUUAUUUCUACACAGGUUUAUUUGCCCCACCUUUUCAUUCAGACAACUUAUUUAAUGAUCACCAGUGUUUUAAAACUAGUUUAAUUUUAGCGUCUGUUCACCAUGGUUUGUAAUACAGUUUGUUAGUUGAUUGACAGUGUGUAGUUUUUAACUGAGAUUAACAGCAUUGUUUUGAUACACCAUACAUUAAUUUAUUAUGUAUAUUAUAGUUUGUUGUCAUUGUACAUCAGAUUGAAAACUUUUGUUCAGUUCUCCUCCAUUUUAGUUUUAGCCAUUAUUUGAAUGAGUUUGAAUAUACAAUAACAUUUUGAGAAAUCUGUUGUCUUUAAAAUGUCAACUAUGUUUUACCAAAAUUUGAUUUGUUAUUUUUGUAAAUGUGGUCAUAUAUAUAUAUUGCUGUGGCCCCCCGUCCGUUCGUCGUCCACAAUUCCUUGUGAACACUUAACAGACUACAUUUAUCAUCUGAUUGUUUUGAAAUUGAUAUAUGUUGUUUGCAUUAGUGAGAUGAAGAAGCCUAUUUAAUUUCAAGAACUUCCAUUAAUUUCUUCUGGAGUUAUGGCCCUUGUUUCACUUUGUUGCACCUUGUGAACGCUCUAACGACAAAAGUUAUCAACCGAUCUGUAUGAAAUUUAUAGGCAUCAUUUAAAUUAGUAAAUCAAAGAAUCCUAUUGAAUUUCAGCAAUUUCCGUUGAUUACAUCUAGAGUAAUGGCCCUUGUGUUAAAUCUUGUGAACGCUCUAAUGACAACAGUUAUCAUCCGAUCUAUUUGAAAUUGAUAUGCAUCAUUUGAAUUAGUGAAAUGAAGAAGCCUAUUGAAUUUCAGCAAUUUCCGUUUAUUACGUUGUGAGUUAUGUCCCUUGUUUCACUUUGUUGUACCUUGUGAAUGCUCUAACGACAAAAGUUAUUAUCCGAUCUGUAUGAAAUUUAUAUGCAUCAUUUGAAUUAGUAAAACAAAGAAGCCUAUUGAAUUUCAGCAAUUCCCGUUAAUUACAUCUAAAGUUAUGGCCCUUGUUUCACUUUGUUGAAUCUUGUGAAUGCUCUAAUGACAACAGUUAUCAUCCGAUCUGUUUGUACCUUGUGAAUGCUCUAUCGACAAAAGUUAUUAUCCGAUCUGUAUGAAAAUUAUAUAUUUCAUAUAAAUUAGUAAAACGAACAAGCCUAUUGAGUUUCAGCAAAUUUCUGUUAAUUACAUCCAGAGUUAUAGCCCUUGUUUCACUUUGUUGAAACUUGUAAAGGCUUGAACGACAAAAGUUAUCACCAAAUCUGUAUGAAAUUCAUAUGCAUCAUUUAAAUAAGUGAAAUAAUGAAGCCUAUUGAAUGUCAGCAAUUUCCAUCAAUUACUUCUAGAGUUAUGGCCCUUGUUUUACUUUUUGAACCUUGUCGACCACUCGGACGAUUUAGCUGCUGUGGGCAUAUGUUUUGUUGCCUGCCAACCUUUCUUUAGAACUCUUUGAACCCUCAAACGACGAAAAUUAUAAUGUCAUUGUAUGAAAUUGUCUAAUUACCUACAAAAGAAUAGAUAUGUGACAACCCUUGUCGACCGCUUGGACAAUUUAGCUGCUGUGGGCGUAUGUUUCGUUGGCUUGGCAACAUGUAUAAGAUUUUAUUUAGUAUAGGAUUUAGGCCAGUAAGAAAUUAUGUUAAAUACAAGUAUUCAAUAUGGGCAUAUGUUAUGCCCUUAUUUUAUCCAUUAAUUGUUCCAAAGCCUUUUUUCAUAAUCAAGAAUGUGUAUAAAUUAAAUAAUGAUCCUGACAUAUAAUUUUGAUUUCACCAGAUUCGCUAACCGGAUUCGCUAUUUGUGGAUAUUGAAUUUGAUAGCUUUUUUGAUAGUAUGUUAUUAGCACUACAACCUGUUAAUCAUCCCAUUCUAGAAUGUUUAUUUUUAUGUCACAUUAAGUAUGUAUAAUCGUUUUAUAUUGAUGAAUGUUAAUAUUAUUGAAUAUAAUUGACCUUUACCAUAAAUUUUUGUGUUCAACAUUGAAUGGUGACUUUUAACCAUAUAAGACACAGCUGUGGAUUAUCUGAUUAAUUUAGCAAGUCUUAAUUAUUUUCAAUAUAUUCUCUUGCAGCAUUUCAAUAACCAUGUCAUUCUUGUUCAUUUUAUUGCAGAUGAGUUAGGUUUUGUUUUCUUUUCUGCAUUAGCCAGAACCGACUUACAUGUUUAAGUUUAUGAUUAAUUUAAAGGCCUGUCAUUUAACAAAAAAAAAAUUUGUAUCAGCCACUUAAUACAAAGGUAAGAGAACUGACUUAAUUAAUUUUAUGAUUAAUUCUGAGUAAAUUUCUUUUCUGUCAUAGAUGUUCUGUAAACUAGUAAGUUUGUUGAAUUGCCAGUUGAGUUUGUUAAUACCUCUAUGUUAUUGUUCUCAGAGUAUAUUUGUAUGUAAAUAUUAUAUAUCUUGUUGUUGUAAAUAUUUUACUGUAAAUGUUUAAAAAUAAAAUCUUUUUUC
Molecule: messenger RNA, 4967 nt
Organism: Patella vulgata (common limpet)
Lineage: Eukaryota; Metazoa; Mollusca; Gastropoda; Patellidae
Product: neuronal calcium sensor 1
Exons: 8
Coding region: 570-1145 (191 amino acids)
Molecular function (GO): calcium sensitive guanylate cyclase activator activity; calcium ion binding
Source: RefSeq, a predicted model, not a curated record